AGCCCAUAUACAUCAGUCCCCACUUUCAUUUUCCAAAUUCCAAUUUUACCCCUUCCCUUUUUCACCUUCGCUCGUUUUUCUCCGUCGCCGGCGAAUCCCGACUUCAAUCGCCGCCGUCCCGCAAUCGCUAAACUUUUCGAAACCGUAGCGUUCGAGGAUGAUGAAUCAAAUGCAAAGGAUCCUCGCUGCUCGUCGGUUAUCUCCCUCAAUCAUACCUCCGUCGUGCUUCCUUCACCGGCGGUGGUUCUCGACCUCAGAAACUGAUGCUUCUUCUAGGCAUCAAAAGAUCGAAACUUUGGAAGACAAAGCUUCUUCUAACAAAAGCCGAAUCACACCGUCGACAACGUCUUCUCUCAAUGAACAAGAACUUGCCAAAUUCUCUGCCAUUGCUGAUACCUGGUGGCAUUCUGAAGGGCCCUUUAAACCGUUGCAUCUGAUGAACCCAACUCGGUUGGCUUUCAUCCGCUCCACCUUAUGCAGGCAUUUCAGUAAGGAUCCGAGUUCCGCUAGGCCUUUUGAAGGACUGAGACUUAUUGAUGUUGGUUGUGGCGGUGGACUUCUUUCCGAGCCUCUAGCACGGAUGGGAGCAACUGUCACAGGAAUUGAUGCUGUUGAUAAGAAUAUCAAGAUUGCUCGUCUUCACGCUGAUAUGGAUCCAAUGACUUCAACUAUUGAAUACCAAUGUACUACAGCAGAAAAGCUAGUGGAGGAGGGGAGGACGUUUGAUGCUGUUCUUGCCUUAGAGGUCAUAGAGCAUGUAGCCAACCCUGCAGAGUUCUGCAAGUCCUUGUCAGCAUUGACCAUCCCCAACGGAGCCACGAUACUUUCCACAAUUAACCGCUCCAUGCGAUCGUAUGCAUCAGCCAUCGUUGCAGCAGAGUACAUCCUACAAUGGCUUCCUAAAGGCACACACGAGUGGUCAAGUUUUCUAACUCCUGAAGAACUUACUAUGAUACUACAACGCACUUCAGUCGAUGUGAAGGAGAUGGCUGGAUUUGUGUACAACCCUAUAACAGGAAGAUGGUUACUGUCAGAUGACACAAGUGUGAACUUCAUCGCUUAUGGAACGAGAAAGAAUGAUAUUGGAGGAGAUAUCUAAUAGAUUGUUUCUGCAUAUCUGCCUCUGAAAGUUGCUUAGGACAGAACAGUAGUUAAAUUUGCAAUAAGUGAGAGUGAUCUGAGGUUACUUUACUUGUCUGUUAUCCAUUCAGUUCUUAAAUUCGCAGUAAGAGUGAUCUGUGGAUACAGUUCCAAACUUUAUUAUUGUAGUUUCUAAAUUGAAACAAUUACGAGA
Messenger RNA from Raphanus sativus (radish), 1294 nucleotides. RefSeq names its product ubiquinone biosynthesis O-methyltransferase, mitochondrial. Bases 158 to 1099 code for a protein of 313 amino acids. The transcript is spliced from 9 exons. NCBI's taxonomy places the organism in Eukaryota, Viridiplantae, Streptophyta, Magnoliopsida, Brassicales, Brassicaceae. Gene Ontology annotation, molecular function: 2-methoxy-6-polyprenyl-1,4-benzoquinol methyltransferase activity. Gene Ontology annotation, biological process: ubiquinone biosynthetic process. The record is from RefSeq and is a predicted model, not a curated record.